AUGAAGUACAUCGUGUCCACCGAGACCUUGAACAUCCCCGAUGAUGUGAGCCUCAAGAUCAGAUCGCGUGUGGUCGAAGUUACAGGUCCCAGAGGCAAGCUGGUCAAGGAUCUGUCCCACAUUGCGGUCACCUUCACCAUCCCUAAGAAGCAAGUCGUUCAAAUCGAGAUCCACCACGGCUCGCGAAAGAACGUCGCUACCCUCCGCACCGUCAAGUCCAUCAUCCAGAACCUGAUCACCGGUGUGACCAAGGGCUACAAAUACAAGAUGCGCUACGUCUACGCCCAUUUCCCCAUCAACGUCAACAUCGAGAAGAACAAAGAGCAGGACCUGUACGAGCUUGAGAUUCGAAACUUCUUGGGCGAGAAGAUCGUCCGCCACGUCACCAUGAAGGAGGGCGUCACCGUCGAGCCGUCCAAGGGCGUCAAGGACCAGAUCGAGCUUACCGGCAACAGCGUCGAGAACGUGUCGCAGUCCGCCGCCGAUAUCCAGCAGGCUUGCCUCGUCAAGAACAAGGAUAUCCGAAAGUUCCUGGAUGGUCUGUACGUCAGUGAGCGGGGGACUAUUGCCGAGGAUUAG
Messenger RNA from Cyphellophora europaea CBS 101466, 579 nucleotides. RefSeq lists its product as uncharacterized. The coding region runs from base 1 to 579 and encodes 192 amino acids. Gene Ontology annotation, biological process: cytoplasmic translation. Gene Ontology annotation, molecular function: rRNA binding; structural constituent of ribosome. Gene Ontology annotation, cellular component: ribosome; cytosolic large ribosomal subunit. The transcript is spliced from 4 exons. The record is from RefSeq and is a predicted model, not a curated record. Lineage: Eukaryota; Fungi; Ascomycota; Eurotiomycetes; Chaetothyriales; Cyphellophoraceae.